Molecule: messenger RNA, 1842 nt
Organism: Chaetomium fimeti
Lineage: Eukaryota; Fungi; Ascomycota; Sordariomycetes; Sordariales; Chaetomiaceae
Product: major facilitator superfamily domain-containing protein
Exons: 5
Coding region: 1-1395 (464 amino acids)
Biological process (GO): transmembrane transport
Cellular component (GO): membrane
Molecular function (GO): transmembrane transporter activity
Source: RefSeq, a predicted model, not a curated record
AUGUCUGCGGAGGCUACCGGUAACGCACAGGCGCCGGUGCUGGUGAAGGAAGAUGAUCCAGGGGUGGGUGGCGUCGACACAAAAAUAAAGGAUGAAUCCGAACCCUCCUCAGAACCCUCAUCAGGAUCCGAGCUGGGGGAGGCCGAAUCCGGCACCAUCGAUGAGAAGGCGCUGCUCCGCAAGCUCGACUGGCGACUACUGCCCGCCGUCGGUGUACCCUGCAACAUUAUCUUAAAGAGAACCACGCCUCGGUUUUGGCUGCCCACCCUGACCGUCCUGUGGGGUGUCGUGGCAACCCUGAUGGGUAUCGUUCAGAACCUGACAGGCUUUUUCAUCGCCCGGUUCUUCCUCGGUGUGACCGAGUCCGGGCUCUUUCCCGGAGUGGUGUACUACUUCUCGAUGUGGUAUCAGAGACGUGAGAGACAGUUCCGCAUCUCUUUGUUUUUCGGGGUUGCCGCACUGGCAGGCUCCUUCGGAGGCAUCUUGGCCUACGGAAUUGGGCACAUGGCUGGCGUUGUGUGGGAGAAUGGCUGGCGUUGGAUUUUCAUUCUCGAAGGUAUCGCCACCGUGCUAGUGGCCAUUGCGGCAUACUGGUUCAUCCACAACUACCCCGAGACUGCCGAGUUCCUCUCGGAAAAAGAGCGCACUUUCAUCCGCAACCGCUUGUCAUCGGACAGUGACGCGACCCGCGACGAGCGUUUCACGUGGGAGAACGUCCUUAAAGCUUUGCGUGACCCAAAGAGCUGGUUGUACGGGCUCAGCUUCCACGGCAUGAGCCUGCCACUGUAUACAUUCUCGCUCUUUUUGCCCACAAUCAUCAAGGAUCUCGGCUACGAAGCCGCCAACGCGCAGCUCCUGACGAUCCCCCCGUAUGCCUUCGCCUUUCUCACCACCAUCGGCGUGGCGAUACUCUCUGAGAGAACGGGCCACCGGGCCAUCCCCAUCAUCGGAUCGGCACUCUUCGCCAUCAUCGGGUACAUCAUCCUCCUGACGAACUCAGACCCCUCCAGCCGGCCGGGCGUCUCGUACCUAGGCACCUUCUUCGCCGCGGGCGGCAUCUACCCGGCGACGGCCCUCGCGCUGUCGUGGCCGGCCAUCAACGUCUCGGGCCAGACCAAGCGGGCGGUUGCCAACGCGAUGCAGAUCAGCAUCGGAAACUGCGGCGCCGUGAUCGGGACCCAGCUGUAUCGAUCCGGCGACGGCCCGCGAUACUUUGUCGGCCACAGCUUUGCUCUCGGCUACCUGGUGGCCGAGAUCGUCGUCUCGGUGGUGUUGUAUUACUUGCUGAAGAGGGAGAACGAGAGGCGAGAGGCCAUCACGCCCGAAGUCCAGGCAGUGGGAGAGUUGGACGAUUGGAGCGGCGAUGAAGACCCGAGGUGGAGGUUUCAGUACUAGACGGGUUCCAGUCAACCAUCAUUAAGGGCUAAUUAGGUACUGUUGGCUGUAGAGUGGCGAUUUGGAACCCCGUAAAAUAAAAAGCUAGCCUUGUUUGACCAUCCAGCGUCGUUCUUGAUGCCCUUUUUUUUAGCACUUUCUUUGUUCGUUUCUUCCCGACUCCCGCCUGAUACAAGCCGGGCCCCCUUCUCGCCGUUUUUUGCGAUGCGGCGAUCACACGAUAGCCGGGUUCUGAAGCUCGACAUUUCAUGCAGAUGGAUGCCGAUCGUGCCCGACGCUCCGGACCGCGGCUUAUCCCCCUGGCGGCUCCCAUGGGGAAGAUCGGCGGUUAUCGCGCAAUGAACCGGGGAGUGGUCCAGGGCCUUAACGUAGUGGAUACCCUCCUCGAACGGGUAGGGUGUUCGCAAGCAACAAUUCGCACGUAAAUGCACCAGAAACAGCAACAUC